GUUUUGAACAUCUUAAAAUGACAAUAACAGAGGAAGCUACAUCGAAUGUUUAUGUUAGACCUGUUACAUCUAAAGACCACAAAUAUACUGCAUUUAUAGUAGAUAAUGUCAUCAAUGCUGCUUAUAAAUCUUCUGAAAGUUGGACUAACACUAAUGACUUAGUUUGGACAGACCGUAUCACAUUGGAAGCCGCCAAUAAACUCAUACAAGAUCAUGGAAAGCCAGAUAUUCUCCUUUAUGCCAUUGAAAGAGAAAGCAAAAGCAGUCCAUCUUCAUGUGGAAAAGAAGAUGUUGCUGAAGAAGAAACUGUGAUAGGCACCCUUAUUAUUGUCUUGAACGAACAAAAGGAAGGAGAGGCUCUUUUGUCCAUGUUAGCUGUAAGCCCUAAACAGCAGUCGCGCGGUGUGGGCAAGCUUUUGAUGACCGAGGCUUUGAAGUAUAUACGAAUGCACUUACAGUCACAGAUCAAAGAAGCCAUUGUGCAUGUGUUCGAAAGUCGACAAGA
This is a messenger RNA of Mycotypha africana, 505 nucleotides long. RefSeq lists its product as uncharacterized. The annotation marks the transcript as partial. The record is from RefSeq and is a predicted model, not a curated record. The transcript has a single exon. NCBI's taxonomy places the organism in Eukaryota, Fungi, Mucoromycota, Mucoromycetes, Mucorales, Mycotyphaceae. Gene Ontology annotation, molecular function: acyltransferase activity, transferring groups other than amino-acyl groups.